Messenger RNA from Pyrenophora tritici-repentis Pt-1C-BFP, 642 nucleotides. RefSeq lists its product as uncharacterized. The record is from RefSeq and is a predicted model, not a curated record. NCBI's taxonomy places the organism in Eukaryota, Fungi, Ascomycota, Dothideomycetes, Pleosporales, Pleosporaceae.
AUGGCACCACGCAACCGUCUCGGCGUCAAUGACAAAGACUACAGCGCCCGAAGGCUUCCUGAAGACGACUCCUGCCGCUACCGGGUCUCCGCCGAUGCCUUCAGCCCACGCAACGCAAACCCAGACGUCGCUGCCAACCAAGUCGACCACGGCUUCAACCACCUCAAUAUCGCAGUCACACCAAUGCCAGCUGACCUUGAGCCACUCAAGCCCCCCGCAUUUGACUCUUUCACCCCCGAAGAAGAAAUCGCCCACCUUUCCCUCCUCGCCACAAAGCUUAGACUUGCAAAAGCAUACAUCCUGAAAGAGCGCGAGCUCGGUCUCUCCCCUAGCCGCCCCGAUAUGAAUAAAGAAGCUACCUCUAUGAAUCUCGCUGAACCGCCUAUAAUUCUAGACAUGCGCGCCCAGCAUUUGCUGCGUCUGGUGUUGGAUACAGAGGCUGAGCUCAGGCGUCUGCAUGCGGAGGCGCAGGGCGAGGAGCUGGGUGAUCUGAUGACUGAACCUGGUGGCAAUUAUCUGCUGUACUGGGAAGGUUUGAAGCCGAUUUUGGAGUGGCAGGUUCCGGGGCGUAGUGUGGAGGAGAAGGCCGAGAGGGCCGAGAACAUUAUGAAUGAUGCUUUGGAGAAGAUUGUGGAGCCUUGA